GUAAAUCUGAGUUAGGACCAUUUUUUCUGUACGCCGAGGAGCAUACAAUAAGGAACCAGAGAGGGUGAAACUAGGAAGAAAGAUGAGAUCGACUUCUUCUCCUAGUCGAUCUCCCACUAAAAAUAACAACAAAGAGGAAAGACCAAGGUUUUUUGAUGCUAAAGCAAAGAGUUUAUGUUGGGCAAAAGCCGAUGUAUUAAUCGGACGUCAUCCAGAAAGAUGGAGAAAAGAUGCUGCUGGCAAUAUUGUUUGUAAACGUUUUUGCAAUUGUCAAGGUUGUUUAUGCUUUGAAUACGAUCAUAUUAUCCCUUUCUCCAAAGGUGGAGAAUCUACUGUAGAGAAUUGUCAAAUUCUUCAAACUAGGGUGAAUAGGUAUAAAUCGGAUAAUGACAAGUUGGAAAAAUCUGAGUUGGAGGGAUUCUCUUGUGAUAUCAAGUUUACGGAUGCUUGGUGUUUUGAACUUAUCGUAUUAUUGGUGGCCGCUGUAUCGCCCAUGGGUAUUUUCAUGUUGGAACUAGGAACUAGUGGCAUUCUGCAAAGACUUACAAUGUUUACAUACUCUAUGUCUUGAUCAUUCUUGGUUGAGUAGCAAGAUGUAAGGCUAUGAAAAACGAUGACAUAUGUACGAGUGUUGGUGGCCGACAUAGCGUCCUAGAAAGACACUAGAAAAGGGGACACGGGAGUUUUGUUUAAUGUUAUUUACAUUCUUCUUAGGCUACAUUCGGGCUCAUAUUGAAGAUAAGGGCAUCCAUUCUUUAUCAAGAGUUAAAACAUAUAAGGGUUUAAGGGCUAGCAGAGCUAUUGCGGUGUCCAUGUGUGGCUGACAUGAGCACCAGUGGCAAUACGUGUCUAAACGCAAGAAUUCUGAAUAACAAGGUGCUGUUGUUCCAUGGACAUUAUAGGCUUUUUCUAGUAAACUUAACUUCUUCCGCAGUAAGCAACCAUCAGUAGAUUAAUUGAGGGAAUUACCCUGUACUGAAGUAAUACUUGAUUUUCACCCGUUUAGCAUAUGUUGCAUUCCCUUGAUGCAGACAAGGAGCUUGAUGUAGUAGAGAUGGCUGUUUACGGGGAUGUAAUCCGUCCUGGUAAUGAAUGUCGUUGCAGAACUGUCGCCGAAAUGCUUGGUCAGUACAAAUCAAAAAAUCGAAUGGCUCCUUGUCAACUUCCAUUUAAG
Messenger RNA from Papaver somniferum (opium poppy), 1174 nucleotides. RefSeq lists its product as uncharacterized. Bases 83 to 571 code for a protein of 162 amino acids. NCBI's taxonomy places the organism in Eukaryota, Viridiplantae, Streptophyta, Magnoliopsida, Ranunculales, Papaveraceae. The transcript has 4 exons. Gene Ontology annotation, molecular function: nucleic acid binding; zinc ion binding; endonuclease activity. The record is from RefSeq and is a predicted model, not a curated record.